This is a messenger RNA of Microtus oregoni (creeping vole), 2054 nucleotides long. RefSeq names its product uricase. Gene Ontology annotation, molecular function: urate oxidase activity. The record is from RefSeq and is a predicted model, not a curated record. NCBI's taxonomy places the organism in Eukaryota, Metazoa, Chordata, Mammalia, Rodentia, Cricetidae. The coding region runs from base 404 to 1243 and encodes 279 amino acids. Gene Ontology annotation, cellular component: peroxisome. The transcript is spliced from 9 exons. Gene Ontology annotation, biological process: purine nucleobase catabolic process; urate catabolic process.
CUCACUCCUGAAACUGAGGUUAGAGUUGAAGGCUGAAGGAAAAUGGCCCAUUACCAUGACGACUAUGAAAAGAGUUUCGAAGUCUGCUGACAGACUGAGAGGAGUCUAGAGCGUGGCAGACUGGAGGAAAGUCGAUGCUUGCAGUGUGAGUAAAGGAAGAGGCUUUGAAUUGUUGCUAAAAAGAGACAAGUCAAGAAAACACAGGCCAAGAAAAGCUCAUGAAGGACAUGGUUAAGGAGAGCACCCUCAGUGGCAGAGUGGAUUUGUGGAUCAGGCUGGUUCCAAUUACCUCCAUGCUGCGUUGGAAUGCCAGUUUCUACCGGAAGCUUCCCCCACUCUGGCUUUGGCGUCCCCACAACAGAAUGACGAAGUGGAAUUUGUCCGAACUGGCUAUGGGAAGGAUAUGGUCAAAGUUCUCCAUAUUCACAGGGAUGGAAAAUACCACAGCAUCAAAGAGGUGGCCACUUCGGUGCAGUUGACUCUGAGAUCCAAAAAGGAUUACCUACGUGGUGAUAACUCUGACAUCAUCCCUACAGACACCAUCAAGAACACAGUGCAUGUCCUGGCGAAGCUCAAAGGGAUAAAGAGCAUAGAGGCCUUUGCUAUGAACAUCUGUGAACACUUCCUUUCUUCUUUUAACCAUGUCACCCGAGCCCACGUCUACGUAGAAGAGGUCCCCUGGAAGCGUUUGGAAAAGAAUGGAGUCAAGCAUGUCCACGCAUUCAUCCACACCCCCACGGGAACACACUUUUGCGAGGUGGAGCAGAUGAGGAAUGGACCUCCAGUCAUCCACUCUGGGAUCAAAGACCUCAAGGUCUUGAAAACAACCCAGUCAGGAUUUGAAGGAUUCAUCAAGGACCAGUUUACCACGCUCCCCGAGGUGAAGGACCGAUGUUUUGCCACUCAAGUCUACUGCAAGUGGCGCUACCAGAGAAGGGACGUGGACUUUGAGGCUACGUGGGGCACUGUCCGGGACAUCGUCUUGCAGAAAUUUGCUGGGCCCUAUGACAAAGGCGAAUACUCACCUUCCGUGCAGAAGACACUCUAUGACAUACAAGUGCUGUCCCUGAACCAGGUUCCUGAGAUAGAGGAGAUGGAAAUCAGCCUUCCCAACAUCCACUACGUUAACAUCGACAUGUCCAAAAUGGGACUGAUCAACAAGGAAGAGGUUUUGCUGCCACUCGACAAUCCCUACGGCAAAAUUACUGGGACAGUCAAGAGGAAGCUGUCAUCCAGGCUGUGACAUUAUGGAUCCAGUCGGUUGUGAUGCUAGAGAUCACUGUGUGCUGACCUACAAGAAAAUUCAACUAAGGACUGAUUGCUUUCUUCUGUGUGAAACAAUUCUUUCUUUGUUCCUAGUUAAGCAAGGCAUUUUGUGGAUCUCUGUAUUCCAGGUACAGCAUGCUCCAUGGCUGUGGCAAGUUUCCUGAAAACUCUCUGGGCAGUGUUGGAAGAAUCACAGUGUUAAUUAUCCUUUCUGCUCUUUGUUCUGUCUGCCUUGGAGUCGGUCUUUAGGAUCAGAUCACUAAUAAAGUAAUCGUGAAACAGUGGUGGCGCCACCUGGAUUGACUCGAGGAGCGAACGCUGUUGUCUGGGUAGUGCAGAGAACAUAACAAGUCACGUGAGAGGACACCGUGGUGACUUCAACAGACUGAACGUUUGUGGUCUUAGGAACUCUGGCAGGCAGACAGGAUGAAGCUCCUACCCUAGCUGAGGAGGUUCUGGCUUUCAGUUGCUGCUGGAAGAGGGACAUUAAACUUUGUUUAAGGGUGUGGCACCUACUAUGUCAAUAGGACAGUUUCCGUGCCUAGAAGUAGUCAGAUAAACCCAAACUGGCCCCAAUGAGAGAAAGGGAGAGAGAAAGAGAAAGAGAGAGAGAGAGAGAGAGAGAGAAAGAGAGAGAGAGAGAGAGAAAGAGAGAGAGAGAACAUAAAGUUGGGCAAGUGAGGAAGACCUGGGAUUCCGAGAUGAAUUUGGAUGGGAGAUGAAUAUGAUCAAAAUAUAUUGUAUAAAAUUUUCAAAUAAUUAAUAAAAACAUUAUUGAAAAUAAAAAA